AUGAAUACGCUUGGGAUCAGCAAGUUAAGCGAACGCUUGCGUCGCCAUCAGCAACCUACUCUCCGAGAAGAACCGCCUGCGUCAACCGCCGUACUGACGACGAGGCAGUCUUCUACCGUAGUCGCUGCCCUGCGCAACAGUAGGUGCGGGCAGUGCAGGAGGCCUGGACAAAUCUCAAGGCCGGGGAGAACUCGGGGUGCGCGGACCGCAACGAAUGGUAAAACGGCUUCGCCACGAUCAAGGCUGUCUACGGUCACACAGUUGCUGAGAGCACGCAAAUUCUGAAGCGGUGGACCAAACACUUCAGAGGCGUCCUCAACCGCCCCCCCACUAUCAUCGACGCCGCCACCACCCGUCUGUUUAAAGUGGAGACCAACGGGGACCUCGACCUCUAGCCCUCUCUCCACGAAACCAUCAGGACCGUGCAGCAGUCCUCUAGCGGGGAAGCACCCGGAUCUUAUGUUCUCUGUCGUGCGAUAGACGCCUACCGCGACGAACGCCCCUGGAUCCGUAUCGCCUACAGGAUGGACGGCCACCUGAAUCAACGGUGGAUGCACUUCCAAUCGCGCUUAUCCACAACCACCGUUCACGAACUUCUCUUCGCCGAUGACUGCGCCCUCAAAAUCCCCUCGGAAGAGGACAUGCAAAGGAUCAUAGACCUCUUCUCUGCCGCCUGUGGGAGCUUCGGUCUGGUCAGUAACACGGAGAGGACGGUGCUCAUGCAUCAACCGCAACCCAGCACAGCCCCUCCGCACGAUGCGCCGCAAAUCAGCGUGAGCGGAACCCAACCGCAAGUGGUGAACAACUUUCCGUAACUGGACAAUACCCUUUCCCGCGGCACCAAAAUUGACGGCGAAGUAUCACGCUGGAUUUCGAAGGCCAGUCAAGCUUUCGGCUGUCUUCAAUGCACAGUUUGGAAUCCUCACGGUCUCCAACUCAGCACGAAACUGAAGGUGUACAAGACCGUCAUCCUCCCGGCGCUGCUGUACGCAGCAAAGACUUGGACAGUGUACGCGAAGCAGCCACACCGACUCAACCACCUCCACCUCAGCUGUCUUCGCCGCAUACUGAGGCCGAGGUGGCAGGACCGGAUCCCAGAUACGGAUGUACUGAAACAGACGUGAAUCCUCCCCAUCCACGUCAUGUUUCAACAAUUGUAACUGCGCUGGCGCGGCCUCAUCGUGCGGACGGACAAGGAGCGAAUACCCGAACAACUGUUCUAUGGAGAUGUCGCCAUGGGUUCUCGUCGACUAUUAGGCCAAGUCCGACGUUAGAAGGACAGCCUAAAGGCCUCCCUGAAGCGCCUGCGAACCAACCCGGUCAACUGGGAAGACUUUGUCCGGGUUCAACCGACCUGGAGGAGAACAUCAAAGACUGGCGCAGCAGUCUUCGAAUCCAACUGUGUCACGACCGCCGAAGCCAACCUUGAAGCUCGCCCAAUCUUAACGCCCCCCACCUUGAAACGUCAACGUUCAACCGACCCCAACCUGUCACCGUGUCAGCGGACGUUCCGGGCACCAGUCGGUCUUAUUGGACAUCUUCGAACCAAUUUCAUCACCCGGGCGACGCCACCUAACGUCCUUCCAUCGACCUCUGCCUCUUCCCCCCAUCGACAGUCAACACUGACGUCCACUGCCAUCCUCUUCCGUCACCUCAACAUCCGUUGCGGCGUCUCCUGUACCUUGAUCCAUUGCAAGCGAUUCUGGCACACUGAUAGACGUCAACCUCGCCGUCUUCAACACCAGCGAUUUAAAGUGGGUCUGUGGCAGUCCGCGCCUCCAUGCUCUCCACCGCCUUCUCAUUCUGCCCGCAUUUCCGCCUCACACUCUGUCGAUCCGCUGCUGGGAUGUGCAAGAUUUGUCACUAGCCUCUGUGUGCCAAUCAAUGCCGCCCCGUCUCUGAUGCGUUGGUUGGCCGACAAUGAGUCAGAGCGAAAGGCACACGCACCUGCUGGAGUCGGGGUACCUCAACGGCGGAUACGACACAACUUGCCUGGAGAGACCGUUCACGGCAAAUGCUUGCAGAGUCUCUGUGUACACACUUUCUCAACGGUAAACGUUGUCAAACUCGGUCCUUCUUUCCUGGUUUCUGAUUUGGGGACAUCCGUCUCGUCUACCACACCACUUUCUCUUUAA
Messenger RNA from Spirometra erinaceieuropaei, 2135 nucleotides. NCBI's taxonomy places the organism in Eukaryota, Metazoa, Platyhelminthes, Cestoda, Diphyllobothriidea, Diphyllobothriidae. The record is from the annotation of a GenBank genome assembly.